CCUCAAACGACAGCGCGCCCCAUUGUAGACAUCACGAGUUGAGGUGUCGCCGUCUUGCUCCGCUGGCCGCAAAAGAGCCGACGAGCGCUUUUGUUCUUGGCCGGAGACUCUUAAUGGCGACCUUGUGCGGGGCCUCCACCUUGUGCUUUUCACUUUCAGUGACAACCAGCUUUGGCUUCCCCGUGCCUUUCAAGGCAUCACUCUCUAUCAGUGCUGAACGUUACGACUCUUCUCGAAGCCAUACAAAAUCGUUCCUUCCACCACAUAGCCAUGGGCCAACUACUCCCUCCACCGUCGGCAGCAAGGCCCAUCCGCACCUUCUCGAACACCUCCAACUCAACAACCACAACAACCGACGCCUCAACAUCUCCCACCAGCCCCACCUCCUCCGCAAGCUCCUGGCGCUCAGCCGACCUCGCUCCAGGCCCCGUGCCCCAAUUCGCCACUUACUUAAACUCCCAAGGUGUAAUCCCCAUGCCAACCACCCUCAACUCCCGAAGGACGCCGACGAGGCUGACGAUGGGCGACGAACUCGCGAUAGAAGUCUCGGGCUCGGUCGUGCGUGGACGGCGCGUAGUUGAGGGCGUGUAUGAUGCAGUUCGUGAGGGUGAAGAGCAGGAACAGGGUGAUGAGAGUGGGUUGUCGCUUGGCGCUGUUGUGCUUGCGACGGAUGGGAUAGAUAUGGCGGCGUUGGAUGGGUUGUUGGAAAGGGCGGCGGCUGCUGCGGCGGCGGCGUGGGCCGAGGUGGGAGAUGAGGAUGAGAUGGAGGUGAACGAUAAUGAUAAUGGCGAGGUAUAUGUACAUAGGCCUGCCAUGACUACCGCGUCGCAUACGUCGUCGUCUGGGGAGGAGAUGUACGCGGAGCUGGCGUUUGCGGACAGCGUUGGGGGCACACAUGCCGCACAUGGCGGAAUGAGCGGAGAUCCAAACGGAGAGGCCGUGAGCAAUUUGCUGCGGUACGCGCAUUCUAUGGCUGUCGUGGCGGGCAUGCAUCGCCAACGACCCGCCCCGCACAGGACCGCGGUACCCAACACGCACCACCACCGUCGCUCCACAGCCCGCUCACGCACUUCUAGUCGCCCGGUAAUCAUCACCGUCCCAUCGCCAAUAGACCGCUCCAACAUCUCCAUCAACUCAUCGGUCUCCCCAUCCUCCUCCUGCUCCUCCGCCGUAACCAUUCUCCCAACACCAUGCCCAACAUCCCCCAUCCACGCCGUGCCAUCCCCAACCACCACCUAUUACACCCCCUUCCUCCGCACCCUCAUCACCCCCCUCCCAACCUUCCUCUCCCACCUAACCCACUCACAUGCCGAAUCGGCCGCCUUCGCGACGUGUUUCGAGGAAAAGCUUGGGAUGGUGUGUGAGGCGGCGUUGGAUGCUGAUGGGGUUUUUGUGGGGAAUUGGGAGAUGAGGGAGGAUCUGGAGGCGUUGAGGGAGGCGGUGGGUGUGCUGAGAGGGGUGCAGGCUGUGGGGAGGUGAGUGGGGGAAGGUGGAGGGAUGUAGAGGUUCUGGACAUGUUAAUGGCGUAGAUAUACUGUAGAUGCAGACAGCGAAUGAAUUUAAUGUUGAGACGGCGUAUGCAUUGAGUUUAUAUCCUAAGUCUAUCUUUCGGGUGGCAUUCAUGCAUCAAAUAAGCGGCAUGCUCGCAACAAUUCAGUAUACAUGACACCCGCAGAAAGCGUACGAAGAUGCGUUGCAGAACAGCGAGGUUUUUAGGGAAUUCGUCGACCGGGCGUUGGAGGCUGUGGG
Molecule: messenger RNA, 1749 nt
Organism: Fimicolochytrium jonesii
Lineage: Eukaryota; Fungi; Chytridiomycota; Chytridiomycetes; Spizellomycetales; Powellomycetaceae
Exons: 1
Coding region: 271-1479 (402 amino acids)
Source: RefSeq, a predicted model, not a curated record